Molecule: messenger RNA, 264 nt
Organism: Brugia pahangi
Lineage: Eukaryota; Metazoa; Nematoda; Chromadorea; Rhabditida; Onchocercidae
Source: the annotation of a GenBank genome assembly
AUGGUGAUUAAACAUUACCAUCAUCACCAUCAUUCUCAUCGUACAUACCGUAAUAUUGAAAUUUCAGCCACUGGCUAUCGAAAGAUAUGCCGUAGUUGUCGCAUGAAACGAUGUCUUCAUAUUGGCAUGCUUCCAGAAAAUGUACAAAAUAAAGGGCAAAGAAAGAAUACAAUAAAAUCGAAUAAUGUUAUCAUCAAUUUGUUCUACAUUUAUCAUAAUUUUAACAAGAAAUGUUACAAAUUAUCCAGUGAUAUAUUACUCUGA